Zingiber officinale is the source of this 6079-nucleotide messenger RNA. RefSeq lists its product as uncharacterized. Gene Ontology annotation, biological process: 5S class rRNA transcription by RNA polymerase III; transcription initiation at RNA polymerase III promoter. The record is from RefSeq and is a predicted model, not a curated record. Bases 375 to 5825 code for a protein of 1816 amino acids. The transcript has 19 exons. Gene Ontology annotation, cellular component: transcription factor TFIIIC complex. NCBI's taxonomy places the organism in Eukaryota, Viridiplantae, Streptophyta, Magnoliopsida, Zingiberales, Zingiberaceae. Gene Ontology annotation, molecular function: DNA binding.
UUCUACGUACGCUACAGACCGCCACCGCCAUACCCUCGCUGCCAUACGCGCGCCCUCUCCUUCGUCCUCUUCCAGCACCAGGAGCAACAACCCUUUUCUUUUAGGGCUCUAUUUCCAUUUGCCACAACAAGAGCAGCUCUCUCCUCUUCUUCCUCCUCUCUUUUCUUUCUUGCUUCUAGGGUUUUGGGUUGCCCAGCAAGAAAAGGUUCUGUUUUGCCUUUUGGCUCUCUGUGUCGUUGCCGAGCUCACCGGAGCUAGCCGAGCGAGCAACCCUUUGCCAACAACCCUUUUCCCCUCUGUCCAACCACAGCAAUAAAAUAAAAAGAGCAAACAACAGAACUUCUUCCUAGGGAGUUUCACGGCUGCAUCGUUCCAUGGACUCGAUCCUCUCCGUACUGGUCGAAGAAGUCUGCGCGCGGGCAGCGGCCGGAAUUCCUGUCAGCGAGCUCUGGCCGAGCCUCCGUCCCUCCAUCUCGGCUGCGGGCCUUCCCUUAGGCGAGGCCGUCAAGAAAGCUAUUUGGGUCCGUCUGCUCAGUCACCCUGGGCUUCGGGUUAAAGCUGAUGGCACGGCCCUCAGUUCCCAGGACCCUUUAAUUCAAUCCUUCGAGGGAGCAGAACGUAUUGGCGCGAGGAUAGUCGCGGAGGACCACCUUAGAGAUGCUUUCCUAGGGAUUUAUGAUCUUAAGGCUUCUUCUUCAGAGAUUUCGAAGAUUCAGAGAGCUGCUCUGGAGCGUUUGGCUUCCUCCAGGACUAAAGGAGUCACCCAGAGUGAACUUGGCAAAGAAUUUGGCAUUAAAGGCAACAAUUUAUUUUACAUAGUAAGAAACCUGGAAUCCCAACAGUUGAUCGUGCGACAAUCAACUAUCAUUAGGGCAAAAGAGCUUGGAACUAAAGGGGAGGAUGCCCCAACAAAUACUUCUAUCGUGUCUACCAACUUACUACAUUUAUCCCGUUAUGCAAAAAAUUUCAAUCUAAACUCUCAACAGAGAUUUGAAAUUACAAGGGCUGAUAUUUUGGAAGGUACAGCAAAUUUUGGUUAUGCUUCUGCUGAUUUUUCAAAACAUGAUGUCUCCAUAAAGGAUUACCUACCCGCAAUGCAAGUCAUUUGUGAGAAGCUUGAAGAAGCAUGUGAAAAGGUUCUUGUUGUAUCAGAUAUUAAGAAGUCUCUUGGCUACAGAAAGGGAGCUGGGCAUAGAGCAUGGAGAGCUAUAUUACAAAGGUUGAAGGAAGCUAAUCUUGUGGAAGAAAUUCAAGCAGAGGUGAAUGGUGGGGUCGUUAUUUGCUUGAGGUUACUGAAGAAGUUCCAUUCUAGUGAUUUCCAGCCUAAAAAGGUCAUGCUUUCACAUGAUAGCUUUGACAAAGAAAAUGUGACUAUUGGCGGAAAAAGGGCCCAUAUUACUGAUCAAUUGGUCGAGCUUCCUUUAGAGCAUUGUAUAUAUGAUAUGGUUGAUGCUGAAGGACAAAAAGGAAUAACAAUGCCUGAGGUUUGCCGACGAUUGGGGUUCACAAGUAAGAAGCUGCAUAAACGUUUUGUUUCAAUGCGGGAGAGGUUCAGAUUGUGUUUUCAGGCUGAGAUUCAUGAAAAAGCGGCAACUUAUCGUAUUUGGACAUUUGAGAAUUUUCCCCAACAUUCAUCUGACAGUAUUCCCAGCAAACAAGAAGUACUCGAAGACAAAAAUGUUCAUUUGCUUCAGUUGACGAAUCCAAAUUCAUCUACAUGUCAGCUCACAGAUUCAUACUCCAGUGAGCCUUUGAUCUUAGAUAAAAAAGAUUGUGGGCCUAUUGAAUCAGUGCCUUCCGGACUUGAUCAAGAUGUACAAGAGGUCAAUUGCAGAGUGGACCAGCAAAAUGGUGCCAGUGAACUUGCGCUUGUACCUUAUGAUCCAAAACCUGCAAAUGUUGGGACUAUGCUAGAAAUGCAUACUCUUUGUUCAGAAGAAGGACAUUGUCUUUCAUCUACUUUCUCUAAAGUUAAAUCUAUACAAAGGCCUCGCUGUUUACCAACUUUGACUAGUAGCAGGAGAGAAGAAAGGAUAGUAAAAAAGCUGAAGCUGGAGAAAAUUGUUUUGGUGACUGAGCUAUACAGGUGGUUAGAGGAACUUGAGAAGGGUAAACAUACGAAAAUGUGUAGGAAAACUUUGACUUGCAUCUUGAAUAAACUGCAAAAGCAAGGAUUGUGUAAGUGUAUCAAAGUUAGCAUCCCUAUUGUGACAAAUUUCAAUCGCCAUCGUGUAACCGAAGUAGUUUUGCAUCCUUCAAUUGAAAAUUUGUCACAAGAACUACUAGAAAAAAUCUACCAUAAACAGAGGGACUUUGAUAUGCAGAUCCGUAAACAUGCAUCCUCAAGAUUAAGGAAUGACAAACCCGUGCACAAAUUUGCUAGUUCAAAAAUUACAUCAAAUGUUGAGGAUGGCAAACCUAUUGUCCUAGAGGCUAUGCGUGCCAAUGGAUUUGUUUCUGCUAGGAUGGUGCGAGCAAAGCUGUUGCAUAAAUUUCUGUGGAGCUAUGUCAGUAACUCACCUAGUUGGCAUGAUGCUGCCAAUUCUAAUCACCGUUGGUAUGAUAUGAAGUGUCCUCAGAGCACAUGUCACAUAUUUUUGCUUUAUGAAGCUGUGAAAGUGAUGCCACUUGAACUGUUCUUGCAAGUUGUAGGAUCUCCUAAGGAGAUUGAAAACAUGGUUGAAAAUUGCAAACUUGGUUUAAGGCUUUCAGAUAUACCCUUAUCUGAGUACAAGAACUUGGUUGAUGAUGAUGCAACAAAGCGACUGUCAGGGAUUAUUAAUAUACUGAUUCGUAUGAAGUUGUUACAACUAGUGAGAGAGGGGCUUAAUGAAGAGGACAAUCCUGUUCUUACUUAUGCAAUAGAGCUGAAACCAUAUAUUGAAGAACCAAUGACACAGACGCUAACACCUUCGCAUGUUAAGGUUGACUUUUGCCCUAGGAUACGGCAUGACUUUGUUCUUUUGAAGCUUGAGGCUGUUGAUGUAUAUUGGGAUACCUUAGAGUAUUGCUUUGCAGCAGCAAAUAAAGAAGCGGCUCGUCAUGCAUUUCCAGGUUCUUCUGUCCAUGAGGCUUUUCAAACCCGUUCGUGGACUUCACUUCGAGUGAUGACUGCAGAGCAACGGACGGAGCUUCUGAAUCGUCUAAACACUGUUGAUUCAAAGAAGAAAAUAUCCUUCAAAGAAUGUAUUAGGAUAGCUAGGGAGUUAAAUCUCACAGUAGAACAGGUACUUCGAUUUUCAUAUGACAAGCGUCAAUCCCGUCCUAAGAGAUAUUCUCGUAGUUUAAAGUCCACAGAGCAUGCAAAACAUAUUGAUAAGUACAAUUCUGAACUGUUUGGUAGGAAGAGGAAGAGAUCUUCUACAGAUGCAAAUGAAAAUCACCUUUCAGAUUCUAGAGAUCAUGAAAAUGGUAGAAAUCUUGCUAUUCUCAGUAUUGUUCAUGCUAAAAGAUUCUUCUGGAAUGAUAGAUUGGACAGUCAGCUAGUGAUACAAUAUGCAAGACAGAGGGCAAUCCUUGGAACUAGAUUUUAUCGAGUUGAUUGGAGGUCUCUUUCUGGCCUUCCAGCUCUCCCUCUCACCUGUGGUAGAAGAAUGGCUUUGUUGAAUAGUAAUAGCAAUGUCAGAAGAGCAGUAAUGAGAUUAUGCAACCUCCUAGGUGUACGCUAUGUUAGGUAUCUGGAGAAAGCACGCAUGGAGAAGGAACCUCUCUCUCAAAACUUUUCACGUAAUCAUGACAGUGGUUCACAACAGAGUUUACCUCAAUACUUCUGGGAUAACUCUGAAGAUCCUGAUGUGAGGACUGCUGUUGAUGAAGUUCUUCAAUACAAAAGGUUAGCAAAGUUUCAGAAUGUUAAGAGACUUGAACACAAGCAUCGAAAAGAAUGGCCAGACAUUUCUCCAACUGAUGCCACAAGUUCAUGCAUCCAAAAAUUGCCUGCAUCCACUGAACACGAAACUGUUUCCAAAUGUGAUGGAAAUAAAUCUCUGAAUCAUAUAUCUAGGCACCAAAAAGUAAAUGUUGUAUCUACUAGUCCAAACAGGUCAAGCUCCCGACAUUCUCAUGGAAACAUUGCAAAGAUUCUGAAUAGCAGGUAUAUCAUGAUGAAGAGGAAAGUAUGUGAGUCAUUGGCAGUUUCAAAUGCUGUCGAACUUCUUAAGCUUGUCUUCCUUAAUACGUCUGCAUCACCUGAAGCACAAAGCUCUUUAAGAGCAACUCUACAGCUUUACUCCGAGCAUGAAAUAUUUGCUGCAUUUAACUUUCUGAAAGAAAAGAACUUCCUUGUUGUUGGUCACGGAACACAACCGUUUGUCCUUUCCAAGAAGUUCUGGCAUCAUGCUUCUUCUUCUCCUUUCCCUGUCGAUUCAGGUAAGAGGUCUGAUGAAUUUUCCGGUUGGCUUGACAAGCACGAUAAAGAUUUAAUGGAGGAUGGAGUUAGUCUGGGUAGGGAUUUACAAUGUGGGGAAUUUUAUCAUCUAUUUGCUCUUGUUUCAUCUGGAGAAUUUUCUGUUUCACCUUGCUUGCCAAAAAAAGGGAUUGGAGAAGUUGAUGACACAGUGGAACAAGAAAUGCUUGAUGAUUUAGGUAACCUAAAACGAAAAAAUGAUGAAGCUGAUUUAAGUGAUUUCAAAAUAGUUAAAAAGCCCAGGUUAGUAAUGAUGAUUGAUAAUGAUUAUUACUCUCGUCGAGAAAAAGGUUUUCCAGGAAUUAAGGUUGUUAUCACACGUAAAAUUAUUUCUCAAGCUGGUACAUUUAUGGUCCCUGAAGAACACAAAAACCAUGAAUACUCUGUAUCAUAUGACAUGAACAAUCAGGGAUUGCCAUGUGGAACCAGUGACAUUGCCUUGUCAAACAGUUUUGAGAGUUUAGAAAGUAAAGAAACAGUCCCGGACAAAUUACCAUGGGAUGCCCUAAUCAGUUAUGCUGAAUGUUUAUCUGGACCUUAUGUAACCAAUGACUUGACUAAGUUCUCAGCUGAGAUAUUUGAAGCUGUGCAUUCUGCUGUUUGCAAAGCUGGUGAAGAGGGAUUGAACAUGGAGGAAAUUUCUGAAGCCAUGAAUGUAGAAGUCAGACAAUAUACAGAAAUCAUUGUGGAUACACUUGAAGCGUUUCAACUAGUCAUUAAGGUUAAUUCAUAUGACAAUGUUCGAGUUCUUGAUUCUUCAUACAAAUGCAAGUACUUUCUACAGUCUCCUGGAGUCCAGCAUGCAUAUAAAAAAAUUCCAUGUUGCAAGGAUCCUGUAGAAACACAUGAAGCAUCUAGGGACAAUUUUCCACGGAGACCAGAUAUUAAUAAUCACGAGCCUAGUGAAUAUCUAUCUGAUGGGCAUAAAGCGUCUUUUGUUGAUUUGCCUAGUGAGACCAUUGUGCUGGAUGUGGAAAAGGAGUAUGUUAAAUUUGGCCUCACUCUUCCUGAAGAAAAUACACAGGUCUCUGAUUCUAAGCCAAAGAAAGAUAUUGAGGAUGGGAAUUGUUCUACUGCUUCCUGUCGUCCGAUAUUACCAUGGAUAAAUGGUGAUGGAAGUAUAAAUACCAUAGUUCUCAAGGGUCUUACACGUCGUCUUCUGGGAACCAUAAUGCAAAAUCCCGGCAUCUUGGAGGAGGAGAUCAUUCAGCGAAUGGAUGUAUUAAACCCUCAGAGUUGCAGAAAACUUCUGGAAUUGAUGAUUCUAGAUAAUCAUCUUACUAUGCGGAGGUUGCCACAGACAUCAUCCUCAACGCCGCCCACCCUAUUGCGAAAGUUAUUGGGACCCAAUUUAACCAAAGUGCAGCCAGUUUUUAGAAAACAUUUCUUUGCAAAUCCUUUGAGUUCCUCCCUCUUUUAAGUUGGCAACAUUUUAUCCUUGCCGUGAAGUUGUGACAUGUAGGUUAGUUUUACGCAUCCUGCGAAAUGUAAAUAUAUUUUGCUCCCCUGCAACAGUGGAGAAAGAUUAAUCUAUUCGUCGGGCAAAUUACUUAUGUUUUCUUAGUAGCUACUUUGUGAUAGUUUUUUUUUUUUUUUUGGUCUUAUUCCUGCCCGAAUGUGAUUGUAUAUGUAUUCAAAUACUCUGGAAUCUUAUGUUAAUGUUUUCUUCCAGAA